AUGCUACUAAUCCUUUUUUCUGAAAGUGAAGGUUUUAUAGUGGAUGUGAUUGAUGAUUGUGUCCAAUCCUACACUUCAUGUGUAGAGGAGGAUAACAACACCAAGGAGAAGAAUUUUGUUUAUGACAGGGAUGCUUUGGAAGAAAUUAGAAGCAUGAUGGAUGAUGAAUGUCCCGAAGUGGUCAUGGCAAUUGAAGAAAAAAGACCACCUUGGACCGUACAAGUUGAAAGCCUGCCCGAUCAUAUUGAUACAAAGCUUAAGCCAUCUCUUGAAGAAUCACCUAAGGUAGAGUUAAAAGAGUUGCCUAAACACUUGAAGUAUGCAUUUUUGGGGGAAGGGCAAACAUUACCGGUGAUUAUUGCUUCAAAUUUGCAACCCGAGCAAGAGCAAACCUUAGUGGAAGUUUUGUCAAGGUAUAAAUCGGCUAUUGGAUGGACCAUAGCUGAUUUGAAAGGGAUUUCGCCUUCUAUUGUCAUGCACAAAAUCAUCACUGAUCCGGAUGUCAAACCAAGCCGAGAUGCUCAAAGGCGACUCAACCCAAAUAUGCGUGAAGUUGUUAAAAAGGAAGUUCUUAAAUGGCUAGAUGCGGGUAUAAUCUACCCAAUCUCGGAUAGCACAUGGGUUAGUCCAACUCAAACUGUUCCCAAGAAAUCAGCAACAUCUAAAGAUCACUUCCCACUUCCAUUCAUUGAUCAAAUUGUUGAGAAGCUAUCCGGUCAGAAAUUCUAUUGCUUUUUAGAAGGUUACUCCGGGUAUAACCAAAUAGCGAUUCACCCGGAAGAUCAACAAAAGACUACAUUCACAUGCCCGUACGGCACAUUCGCAUUUAGGCGAAUGCCGUUUGGGUUGUACAAUGCCCCCGCCACAUUUCAACGAUGUAUGAUGAGUAUAUUCUCUGACAUGGUGGGCGAGUCUUUAGAGAUCUUUAUGGAUGACUUUUCGAUAUUUGGUCAUACUUUUGAGGGUUGUCUCGUCGAAUUAGAAAAAGUUUUAAAAAGAUGCACCGAGACAAACCUUGUGUUGAGUUGGGAAAAGAGCCAUUUCAUGGUUCAAGAAGGAAUUGUGCUAGGCCAUGUGAUAUCUCAAAGAGGAAUUGAGGUGGACCGGGCCAAAGUACAAGUCAUCUCUACUCUUCCCCCACCAACAAAUGUGAAGGGUGUACGAUCAUUCUUAGGACAUGCAGGUUUUUAUAGACGAUUUAUAAAAGACUUUAGUGCAAUUUCAAAACCGUUGUGUAAUUUAUUGCAAAAAGAUGCACUGUUUGUUUUUGAUGAAGCAUGUCUUAAGUCCUUCAAUGCAUUAAAACAACACCUAGUUGAAGCUCCCAUUUUGCAAUCACCCGAUUGGUCUUUGCCUUUUGAGAUAAUGUGUGAUGCGAGUGAUCAUGCAAUUGGAGCUGUCCUAGGGCAACGGGUGAAUAAAAAGCCUGUUGCAAUCUACUAUGCUAGUAAAACCCUUUCCGAUGCCCAACUUAAUUAUACAACCACAGAAAAGGAAUUACUAGCCGUUGUUUAUGCUUUAGACAAAUUCAGAUCGUACAUUUGGGGUAGCAAGGUAAUUAUAUUUUCUGAUCAUAGUGUUGUUCGUUAUUUGAUGGAAAAGAAAGAUGCCAAACCAAGAUUGAUUAGGUGGGUGCUGCUGUUGCAAGAGUUUGACUUUGAAAUUAAAGACAAGAAGGGUUGUGACAACGUUGUCGCGGAUCUUUUAUCAAGGAUACCCGAAAUUAAGGAAGAUGAUACAAGAGAGAUCAAUGAAGAAUUCCCGGAUGAGCAUUUAUUUGUUGUUUCUAAUUUACCAUGGUUUGCUAAUGUUGCUAACUUUUUGGCCACAGGUAGGACACCGGAUUCAUGGUCCACAAGGCAAGUGAAACAUAUCAAAUCCCAAGCCAAACAAUUUAUUUGGGAUGAACCGGAUCUUUACAAGGUUGGAGCGGAUCAAAUCAUAAGAAGGUGCAUACCGGAUGAGGAAAUUCAAGAAGUCUUGGCCCAUGCUCAUACAUAUGCAUGUGGUGGCCACUUUAGUGCUAAGAAAACUGGACAUCGGGUUCUUUCUUGUGGUUUAUAUUGGCCUACUAUUUUUCGUGAUGCCUUUUUGUUCACCAAGCAAUGUUCUAAAUGUCAACAAGUAGGUGGAAUUUCCAAAAGAGAUGAAAUGCCCAUGAAUCCCAUACUUGUGGUUGAAAUUUUUGAUGUGUGGGGGAUUGAUUUUAUGGGGCCGUUUCCCAACUCUUUUGGAAAUUACUUUGUUUUAGUGGCAGUCGAUUAUGUAUCAAAAUGGAUUGAAGCAAUCACCACUAAAACAAAUGAUCAUGUUGUUGUGUGUAAAUUUGUCCAAGCAAAUACUUUCACUAGAUAUGGUGUUCCUUGUGUCAUCAUUAUGGAGGGACUCAUUUCAAAAACUUCAAGUUUGGAAAAUUACUCAAAUACCUUUAAAACACCUAUUGGAACCACCCCAUACCGGUUGGUGUAUGGUAAGGGUUGUCAUCUUCCCGUUGAGAUUGCUCACCGCGCCUUAUGGGCGGUGAAAACUGUGAAUGUUGAUUUUGAUGCUGCAGGGAAAGAGAGGAAAUUGCAACUUUGUGAACUUGAAGAAUUGAGGGAUGAAGCUUAUGAAUGCUCUUAA
Molecule: messenger RNA, 2622 nt
Organism: Helianthus annuus (common sunflower)
Lineage: Eukaryota; Viridiplantae; Streptophyta; Magnoliopsida; Asterales; Asteraceae
Product: retrovirus-related Pol polyprotein from transposon opus
Exons: 3
Coding region: 1-2622 (873 amino acids)
Molecular function (GO): nucleic acid binding
Source: RefSeq, a predicted model, not a curated record